Columba livia (rock pigeon) is the source of this 1163-nucleotide messenger RNA. RefSeq names its product olfactory receptor 14J1-like. Bases 1 to 957 code for a protein of 318 amino acids. Gene Ontology annotation, biological process: G protein-coupled receptor signaling pathway. The record is from RefSeq and is a predicted model, not a curated record. Lineage: Eukaryota; Metazoa; Chordata; Aves; Columbiformes; Columbidae. The transcript has a single exon. Gene Ontology annotation, cellular component: membrane. Gene Ontology annotation, molecular function: olfactory receptor activity; odorant binding; G protein-coupled receptor activity.
AUGUCCAACAGCAGCUCCAUCACCCAGUUCCUCCUCCUGCCGUUCACAGACACACGGGAGCUGCAGCUCUUGCACUUCUGGCUCUUCCUGGGCAUCUACCUGGCUGCCCUCCUGGGCAACGGCCUCAUCAUCACCACCAUAGCCUGGGACCAGCACCUCCACACCCCCAUGUACUUCUUCCUGAUCAACCUCGCCCUCCUCGACCUGGGCUCCAUCUCCACCAUUGUCCCCAAGUCCAUGGCCAACUCUCUGUGGGAUUCCAGGGACAUUUCCUAUGCAGGAUGUGCUACACAACUCUUUCUGUUUGUCUUUUUAGCUUCAGCAGAGUUUUACCUUCUCACCAUCAUGUCGUACGACCGCUACGUUGCCAUCUGCAAACCCCUGCACUACGGGACCCUCCUGGGCAGCAGAGCUUGUGUCCACAUGGCAGCAGCUGCCUGGGCCACUGGGUUUCUCAAUGCUCUGCUGCACACGGCCAAUACAUUUUCACUGCCCCUGUGCAAGGGCAAUGCCCUGGGCCAGUUCUUCUGUGAAAUCCCCCAGAUCCUCAAGCUCUCCUGCUCACACUCCUACCUCGGGGAACUUGGGCUUCUUUUGUUUAGUGGAUCUUUAGUUUUUAUGUGUUUCAUUUUUAUUGUGGUGUCCUAUGUGCAGAUCUUGAGGGCCGUGCUGAGGAUCCCCUCUGAGCAGGGACGGCACAAAGCCUUUUCCACCUGCCUCCCUCACCUGGCCGUGGUCUCCCUGUUUGUCAGCACUGCCAUGUUUGCCUACCUGAAGCCCCCCUCCAUCUCUUCUCCAUCCCUGGACCUGGUGGUGUCUGUUCUGUACUCGGUGGUGCCUCCAGCAGUGAACCCCCUCAUCUACAGCAUGAGGAACCAGGAGCUCAAGGAUGCCCUGAAUAAACUAGUGGCGGGAUGCUUUUCACAAAUAAUAAAGUGUCCGUCAUCUGCUCUUUGAGAGAUAACAGUUUUAAUGUAACUCAUUAGAGGCCCAGACUUCUGUGUGUGUGUGUGGUGGUGGUGUUGGUUUUUUUUUUUAAUAAAUCAUGAUAUUUUUCUCAUCCCCUUUCUAAUUUAUUGUCUGUUGUUUUUCAAACCCACUGCCUGUAUAAAUAUGAAGCCAUGCUCUCUGCAAAAUAAAGGUCUCUGCUGUUACUUUUUUUC